Molecule: messenger RNA, 1281 nt
Organism: Panicum virgatum (switchgrass)
Lineage: Eukaryota; Viridiplantae; Streptophyta; Magnoliopsida; Poales; Poaceae
Exons: 2
Coding region: 1-1281 (426 amino acids)
Source: RefSeq, a predicted model, not a curated record
AUGAAUGCUCCUGAAGGGCAUGCUCCUGCUCAGAAUGAUACAGCUGCAACCACAAAUUCUUCUGCAGGCUCAACUGCUCCAGAUGCUAAUGUUCAGUCCCUAAUUGAGAAAGCUCUUGCAAAGCUGUCACCUGAGCGUCGUGCCGAAGCCAUUGAUCCGAAAAGAAAGGCUCGAUCGAAAGACCCAGCAUGGAAGUAUGGGUGGUGGCCAGAUACUAGCAAGAAAGAUUUUUUGCAGUGUAUUUUUUGUGAGAAGAGGGUUCCUGCAGGAGUAAGCAGGUUUAAGCAGCACCUUGCUGGGGGUUAUGGUGAUGCACACGGUUGUGAGGAAUGUCCUGAAAUAGUAAAGAGAGAGAUGCAUGAUUACUUGAAAAAGAAUUCAAGGACUGUGUUUGUGAGUGUGCCCGAAGUAGAUGCAAAUGAAGAGGAAGAAGGUGCUGCAGCUGAGCCUCAAGCUGGAACACCAGUGCCUAGUUCUGGGACAAGGGUUAAGCAAGCAAGGAAGAAAAUUGCUCAGGCUUCCAUUGCUAACUUUGUUGUUUCUGCUGCUCCCAAACCACAAACUCAAAAGCAUUCGAAGUCAGUGAGUGCCAUGCUAUGCAAGACACCAGAAGAAGUAGUUGCAGAGAGGCACAAAUCAAAUACUUCUCAAUCUACUCUUGAGCAUUGCACAAAAAAGUCUAAGGAGGCCAAGCAAAUUGUUGAUGACCACAUUGCUGAUUUUUUCUAUGAGAAUGGCAUACCGUUGAAUGCCAUCAACUCAAGAAGUUGGGAGAUUAUGGUAGAGUCAAUUGGACAAUAUGGUCCUGGGUUACGCCCACCGUCAUACCAUGAACUAAGGGUUCCUUUGCUUGAUAGGGCUGUGAAUAGGACAGCGGAGUUGAGGAAGAAGCAUGAGGAAGCUUGGAAGGAAUAUGGCUACACCCUUAUGUCUGAUGGGUGGACUGACACAAGCCACCGCCAUCUAAUCAAUUUUCUUGCCAAUAGCCCAGCAGGGACCUUCUUCUUAGGGUCCGUUGAUGCUUCAAGUGAGGUAGCAAAUGCACAAAUGUUAGCAGAUUUGUUGGAGAAGCAAAUUGAUAAGAUUGGGAGGGAAUAUGUGGUGCAAGUUGUCACUGACAAUGGAUCCAACUUCAAGGCUGCAGGAAGGUUGUUGAUGGAGAGGAUUCCCCACUUGUUUUGGACACCUUGUGCUGCCCAUUGCUUGGACUUGAUGUUGGAGGACAUUGGGAAGAUAAAGGAGUUCAACACUUGCAUAAGCAUGGCAAAGAAAUAUGCAUAG